Molecule: messenger RNA, 345 nt
Organism: Aureobasidium pullulans EXF-150
Lineage: Eukaryota; Fungi; Ascomycota; Dothideomycetes; Dothideales; Saccotheciaceae
Exons: 1
Coding region: 65-256 (63 amino acids)
Source: RefSeq, a predicted model, not a curated record
UGAAAGAUUUCUGCCGUCAAAGAACACCUGACAGUGCAAUUAAACAAUCAGUUACGAACGCUGCAUGUAUGUUCAAUCUGUUCUAAUGAUAUACAUCGUUCAACUGCUGCCGACGAAAGGCCAGAGAAGUUUCAGAUUCCAAUCGAAUACUCUUUACUUCCAAAAUUCUCACUACGACGCCAAGAACCACACCCUUCACCGCGAUAACUGGAAGCGUGCGGAACUAAAGCAUGAUUUAUGUGUUCUCGAGGGCUAAAAGUUUGAUUUAUUCCAUGACACAUCGUGGCCUGGGAAGCACUGUGCGUCGUGACAGCUCUGUUGAUAAACAACAUGACGUGACAAAGU